This is a messenger RNA of Nymphaea colorata (pocket water lily), 1520 nucleotides long. Its product is annotated as UPF0235 protein At5g63440. The coding region runs from base 458 to 1156 and encodes 232 amino acids. NCBI's taxonomy places the organism in Eukaryota, Viridiplantae, Streptophyta, Magnoliopsida, Nymphaeales, Nymphaeaceae. The transcript has 7 exons. The record is from RefSeq and is a predicted model, not a curated record.
CUCUUCCCUUCCCUUUCCUUUCCUUUCCCUUCCUUUUCCUCCCUUUCCCUCCAACCAAACAAGGCGUUAAAGGUAAGAGGAGGGGAAGUUUCCCUCCAACCAAACAGGGCGUUAAAGGUAAGAGGAGGGAAAGAAAGAGCAGACAGCAAGGACAGGAAACCAGGCUCAAACGAUUGCACUAACCCAUCGUUUAGUCAGAAAUAGGGAGAGAGAUCAACCAAGCAAAAAGUAAACAGACCCUUUAGAAUCGAAUCAAGGACGUAACCAGUCUGCCCGACCGGUUGCUCCUCCGAAAUAGGGAGAGAAAAGGGGAGGGGGUUCGGUAAGGCGCAGUUGGAGGAAGAGAGUGCAGUGCAGGCAGCAAAGGAAACGAGGCGGGAGAGAGAGAAGGCGGUAAAGAGAUCGAGGGAGAAGGAGCAGGCGGUAAUCAGAGGGAAAAGGAAAGAGAGAGAGGAAGAUGCCGAAGAGGACGACGCAUACCUACUCGAGCGAAGAUGCGAACCCCGACGGGCCUGACUCCGACCUCUUCGUCUACUACUGCAAAUACUGUGGGUCCCACGUUCUCAUCACCGAUACUCAACUGCAGAAAAUGCCAAGGCGAAGGACUGACAAGGCAUAUGUUUUGGAUAAGAAGAAGCAUCUCGCUAGACUUAAUGUUAUUGAGGCUGGAAAAGUUCUUCUAAAACGUGGUGAAGGAAAAUUAGAAAAGCAGUUCCGCAUGACCUGUAUGGGAUGUGAGCUUCUUGUUUGCUACCGUUCUGUAGAAGAUUUGGAAAGUGCCCCUUUCAUAUAUGUUGUUGAUGGUGCACUCACCUCUAUUGCAGCAGAAACUAACCCUCAGGAUGCCCCUAUACCACCUUGUAUUUCACAACUAGAAGGAGGCCUUGUUCAAGUGGCUAUAGAAGUAGAAGAUCGUGCACAACGUUCAGCAAUUACAAGAGUAAAUGCAGAUGAUGUUCGAGUUACUGUGGCUGCACCUGCUGCUCGUGGAGAAGCUAAUAAUGAGUUGCUAGAAUUUAUGGGAAAAGUACUGGGAUUGAGGUUGAGCCAGAUGACCCUGCAGAGAGGAUGGAACAAUAAAUCAAAGUUACUUGUGGUAGAAGACUUGUCUGCAAGAAAGGUCUAUGAGAAGCUACUGGAAGCUGUUCAGCCUUGAAUUGCAUUGCACGGUGUGAUUUUUGAGUUUCCUAUUACUUUUUACAGGAUACAAGCGAGAUCAGUGCUUAUGUUCCCAUACAAAUGUCUGCACUGACUUGGUCUGUAAAAUGUGCCCAGUUCUUUUUAAUCCUUUAUAAGAUGGGAAAGGGGUUAGACAUAGUGGAGAAUUUGGUAGCUUAAUGUAUGCAAUUCUGUAUUUCUUUGUUAUAGUGCUGUUACUUGUAAGUACUUGUGAGUGAAGUUUUAUUUCCCAAGAAAAGCUGGUGGCUGAUACUUGCGUCGAAUAUAUGAAAGCAAAUAUAUGUAGAAUAUUGUUAAACAGCUUAAGGUUUUAAUAUACAGGUGGAGCCUUUUUCUGGUGC